Molecule: messenger RNA, 1457 nt
Organism: Juglans microcarpa x Juglans regia
Lineage: Eukaryota; Viridiplantae; Streptophyta; Magnoliopsida; Fagales; Juglandaceae
Product: angio-associated migratory cell protein
Molecular function (GO): protein binding
Source: RefSeq, a predicted model, not a curated record
CUUUAAAACCUCUGUCUUCGUCUCUCUCUGUUAGACGCCGCUCAGCAGAAAAGGAAUCAAGAGGAAGAACUGCAAAAUGAAGGGCCCACCGCCACAGCAUGUUGAAGAAGACGACGAAGAUGGCGAGUUAUUUCUCGAUGAAGCCGAUAUUGUUGAAGAGUUCCCCGUCGAUGAAGAAGAUCUUCCUGAUGCAGACGACGACGAAGCUGGCUCUGAUGAUGCAGAUAUUGAUGAGGAGCCUGAUGAUUCCGUGCAUAUAUUCACCGGUCAUACCGGUGAGCUUUAUACAGUUGCCUGCAGCCCAAUGGAUGCUUCAUUAGUGGCAACUGGAGGUGGAGAUGACAAAGGAUUUCUUUGGAGGAUUGGGCACGGAGAUUGGGCUUUUGAGCUCCAAGGUCAUGGAGAUUCCAUUUGCUGUUUAGCCUUUAGCACCGAUGGACAGUUGCUGGCAUCUGGAUGCUUGGGUGGACUUAUUAAAAUCUGGGACAUACCGUCCCAAAAUCUCAAAUUUUCACUUGAUGGUCCUGGAGAGGGCAUUGAGUGGAUCAGGUGGCAUCCAAGAGGACAUUUGGUCUUGGCUGGUUCGGAGGACUCUACUGUUUGGAUGUGGAAUGCUGAUAAAGGUGCCUACCUCAAUACAUUUUCAGGUCAUGGUGGUAGCGUCACUUGUGGUGAUUUUACCCCCGAUGGUAAAGUAGUCUGUACUGGUUCUGAUGAUGCAACAUUGAGGAUAUGGGAUCCAAAAAGUGGUAAAAACAUUCAUGUGGUGGGAGGUCAUGCAUAUCAUACCGAGGGACUUACAUGCAUGGCGAUAAGCUCCGAUUCUACGCUUGCCCUUACUGGUUCUAAGGAUGGUUCUGUUGGCGUUGUGAAUAUAACAAGUGGGAGAGUUGUUAGUAUGCUCAACUCUCACUCAGAUUCAAUUGAAUGUGUUGGUUUUGCACCAAGCUCCGGAGCAAGCUCACUUUGGGCGGCAACAGGAGGAAUGGAUCAGAAGCUUAUUAUCUGGGAUCUGCAGCACUCCAUGCGUAGCACAUGCAAACAUGAGGAUGGAGUGACAUGCUUGACAUGGAUCGGCGCUUCUAGUUACGUGGCUACAGGUUGUGUUGAUGGCAAAGUUCGAGUUUGGGACAGCCGCACUGGUGAUUGUGUAAGGACCUUCAGUGGACAUGCCGGAGCAAUUCAGUCUCUAUCUGUAUCUGCUAACCACGAUUUCCUCGUUUCAGUUUCACUUGAUGAAACUGCCAGAGUCUUUGAGAUUGCAGAGUUACGCUAAAUAAAUCAAACUUUUUUCUAUGCUUCACGUUGAAGUCUUCCUGAGGUACAUCGCAUUUGACAUAUAAAGAACAAAUAUUUACUAAUAUAUAAUUAAUUGUGACGAUAUUUGCAGCGACUCAGACUCAGGUACUUCUGUAAAGUUUCUUCAUUUAUUAUUGGUUCUUCUUGUGUUGCUGUUU